This is a messenger RNA of Puntigrus tetrazona (Sumatra barb), 927 nucleotides long. RefSeq names its product transmembrane protein 17 (gene tmem17). Lineage: Eukaryota; Metazoa; Chordata; Actinopteri; Cypriniformes; Cyprinidae. Bases 104 to 679 code for a protein of 191 amino acids. Gene Ontology annotation, cellular component: ciliary transition zone. Gene Ontology annotation, biological process: non-motile cilium assembly. The transcript has 5 exons. The record is from RefSeq and is a predicted model, not a curated record.
GAGAGAGAGAGAGAGAGAGAGAGAGAGAGAAAACACACCCGUCACAACUGGAUGAGAUGAGAUCCGCCUUCGUUGCUACGGACUCGCGUCUGUUCCUCUCGACAUGGACCUGCCUGAACCCCUUCGGCGACGGCUUGGAGAUUUCUCCAGAACCGUGUUUGUGGACCAAAGCCGAACGCAACCCUCUGCUGAGGAGCGCGCCGACUUUCUGAACCAGAAUAAGGAUGUAGUAUCGAGUCUCCCGCUUCAGAUGUCACUUUACUUUAACAUGUGGUUCUUUCCUUUCUGGUGGAUCAGUGAGGUCGUGAUGCUACAACUAAAGUACCCAGCCCUUGUAGAUUACUACAAGUUCAUCCUGAGCACAAUUCUUAUUUUAAUGACCCUGAUUGAGGCCAUCAGACUCUACCUGGGCAAUGUUGGAAAUCUGCAAGAAAAGGUUCCAGAAUUGGCUGGAUUUUGGCUUUUGACUCUUCUGCUCCAGUUCCCCCUGAUUCUGUUCCAGCUCUUCAAUGAGGCUAUUCUCAUUCAACCUCUGGAGAGAGGAGUUCAUAUAAUACUGGCUUUAUUUGUUUUUGCAGAGGCUCUUUUUGGAUUUGUUGCCUUGCGUGCAAUGGUCCGACACACUGAAAGUCGCUUCCAUUUGAGGCAAUUCGAUGGGAUUCAGCAAUUACGGACGUGAUGAGACCUGCACUGAUGGACUGUUUAAAAAAAAAAAAAAAAACUAAAAAGAUUUAUUUGAAAAACAAAAAACACAAUGACUCUAUUAUGAGUGGCAAACACUAAAAGGACACAUUAAUCGUUGAGUUGAACUUUUGUUGCCUUAUUUUAUAUAAACAAAUCUUGCCUUGUAUUAUAAAGUUUGUAUGUAAAAUAAUAAUAGACAUUCAAAAAUAAAUAAAAACCUGAAUAAAAAUAAAUUAAACACUC